Messenger RNA from Theileria parva strain Muguga, 1074 nucleotides. Its product is annotated as B-box zinc finger family protein. The record is from RefSeq and is a predicted model, not a curated record. The transcript has a single exon. The coding region runs from base 253 to 1059 and encodes 268 amino acids. Lineage: Eukaryota; Apicomplexa; Aconoidasida; Piroplasmida; Theileriidae.
CGAUUUAUAAAAUAAUAAUAAUAAAAUUAAAUAAUUUUGUAAAUUAUUUUAUUAUUUUGAUGUGUAAAAUUUUCAUCAGUUUUCAAAAUUGUCUAAACACAUUUACAAAUUACUAACACAUUUACAAAUUAACACAGUAUUACUAGAGUAAUAUUGUGGUAAUAUUUGGAAAAUUUGACAAAGUGUAAAAAACUGUAAACUCGCAACUACAAAUUUACCAACCAUACUACUCACUACUCACUACACAUUAGAAUGUCCGUAACGAGAGAAGUGGGAAAAUUGUGUACAUUGGACUCUCUGGGAUCCCAUGUGAUGAUUGAGAACGCGCGUUGUCCAGACCACUAUGAGUUACCAAUUCAAUACUACUGUCUCAGUUGUAAUGUUCACUGUUUCUGCUCUGAAUGUGCCUUAACUACACAUUCCCACUGUGACAUCAUGACUCUUACAGAGGCCUUCACUACGGUAGUGAACACUCAGGUUAACAGGUGGAUCUCACAAAUUAAUACUCGGAGCGAAAACUUACAAAUUUCGUUUAAAAAGUUAUUAGAAGAUAAAAGGGACCAGUGGACACUAAAGCUACAAGAUUUAAUCAAUAACUCAGUGCAGACAAAUAAUAAACUACAGGAAGAUAUGGAAGAGAUUAGGGCGUCAGUGUCGGAGUGGGUGGAACAGAGUAACAAAAGGUUAACUAGUGAGAUCGAGUCCCGAAAAUCGGAAAUUAAUAAUUUAUUAAAAGAACUGGAAGAAAUAACAAAAAAACUAAGAAAUGAGCGGAAUAAUCAAAAUAAAACACAAUUGCUAUACUUUUACAAUCAAAAUUAUAAUUAUCUCAGGGAAAUCAUUCUAGGCCAUAUUCAUGGAGUUGAUACCUUAAAUGGUAGUAAUAAGGUUAAUGGAGUUAACGGGGUAGAUGGAGUUUGGAAUGGAGAUGUGAAAAAAAUAGUAUCAGAAAUGAAGGAGAGAAUGACUGAGAAUAAUAAUUUGUUUAAGGAGAUGAUGAGUAAAUUAACUGAAUUACAGCAUAAUAUAAGAAAUUGUCAUGCUGUUGAAAAAUAUUAAUAUGUGGCCACAAUA